AUGUCCAAACAACUCCCACCAUAUACUACGCUUCUCCAGCCCGAGCCCGAAACACCGCAGUAUACUCUCCCAGAGACCUUCAACAUCGGACGAUGCAGCACCCAGCACCUCGUCCGCCCAGAUCAGCUUAAGGCCCAUCUUCAGUUGCUGGCAGCGUUCAGCCACCUUAAGCAGCGGGUAGUUGCCAAUGAGAGCCUUGCUGCGGGAUUAGAGUCGGACAGCGAGAAACGUUGGGUAUGGUUUGUUAAUUUGGCUGUUGAACGGUUCGAGAGGUGGUGUUUGAUGAUCGAGCAAUCUGAUACAGUGGAGCAACGUUUGCCUCCCAUCGAUGUCACCAUGGUGUGGCAUGCCUAUCUCCUGAAUCCGAGGCAAGCAUGUCUUGACUGGUAUGCGGAAGACACCGCGCGGAUCUUUAAGCUGAAACCUCUCGCUCAUUUCACCAACUACUUUCCUAACCUUCUCGAUAACCCUGAUAUAUUAACCACUGACGCACCACAGUAUGAACGCGUUUCUGCUUGGGAACACAUUACGAAAUCACCGUAUGACCCAUUCGAAUCUGCUGCGGUUCUCACACACAAAUCUAUUGAGUGCCCUUACUGUUACCGCACUGUCCUUUCGCCAUUCUUGCAGCCUAACGGCAAGGGAUACGCCCAGAGUGACUUUCACAUCGAAUGUGAAUGUGCUCAGCCGAUCACUAAAGAAGUUCUCGGCCUUUACAAGUUUGCGAAAAACAUCGUCGAAACAACAGUACCUGAUACAUAUUUAGCUGGAACUCUUCAUACACCCCACAGCACCUACGACAUCGCGCGCGGAGACACGAUCAAGGAGCGUGUCCUCGACUCAAAUAUCAUUUUCCAGCAGAACGAGGCAAGUGAUCGCGCGCGCCAGAUCUUGAUAAACGUCCAGUAUGACGCUAUGCGCAUGCGUACCGUGCUGAACAAGUAUUUGAAGCCAAGAUUGUUGAAUAGGAUGAUGGGUGCCUACACGGACGACAGGGUGUUUUCACUCGAUUUGGUCGGUGCUGUCCUCCGGCAAGGCUCGUUUGUGAAGAAGAUGGUCAACUUCGGAUGGACCGAGGCAGGAUAUUUCGCCAACGAGGUGGACGCAGUAGCACUGCAACAUUGCGUAGCUCGGUAUCACGCCUUUUUGAACAUGAUGGCAGAGUCUCCUGGCUCGUUCUUCGUGCCCACGCUCGACAUCGAUCUCGGGUGGCAUACUCAUCAACUUAUGGCGAGUCAGUAUCAAAAGGACUGCCUCUCUUUCGUAGGACGAUAUGUCGAUCAUGAUGAUAAGGUGGAAGAAGGUCACCUCGCGACCUCCUUCGACCUCACCUGUCGUGCUUGGAAUGAGCGUUAUCAUGUACCCUACAUGUACUGCGGGUGUCCACUACCUGGAGAUACAAUCGGCCAAAAGCUCCGAUGCCUCCUUUUCUCUCAAGCCGCCAGCAACGUGCCUUCAGUCCCUCCCAAAACUGACGCACGUGCUGCCACGCACCCAAACGAUCACAACGUUGUGUUUACCUUGCACAACAUGUCCGCAAACCUGCGUCGCCGGGAGAACCGUGCAUGCAAAACAGGGGUGCGGAGGCUGCGGGCAGAACGAAACGGGAGGGCUGUGAAGAAGGAUGGGAAUGUUGAUCAUGCCAUUGCAUGUUUAUAUCCUGUGCCGAUGUUUCGUUACUACCUCGGUGGCUCCGUUACUGCUACUGGGGCGAUAGUGAAUGGAGGUUUGAGGUCUGUAGCGGUGAGUGGGGCAGAUGGCUGUUCGAUUGGUGCCCCACCGUGUAGCUGGUCUGAUGCUGGUGGGACGGGAUGUGGAGGUGGCUGUGGAGGUGGUUGUGGUGGCGGCUGUGGUGGAGGUAGUGUGCAUGCUGGUGGGACGGGAUGUGACGGUGGUUGCGGAAGCGGAUGUGGAGGUGGCUGCGGGGGUGGUUGUGGAGGCGGAUGUGGGGGCAGGUAA
Suillus fuscotomentosus is the source of this 1959-nucleotide messenger RNA. RefSeq lists its product as uncharacterized. Bases 1 to 1959 code for a protein of 652 amino acids. Lineage: Eukaryota; Fungi; Basidiomycota; Agaricomycetes; Boletales; Suillaceae. The record is from RefSeq and is a predicted model, not a curated record. The transcript has 12 exons.